Lotus japonicus is the source of this 3505-nucleotide messenger RNA. Its product is annotated as pentatricopeptide repeat-containing protein At4g28010-like. The transcript has 4 exons. Bases 42 to 2246 code for a protein of 734 amino acids. NCBI's taxonomy places the organism in Eukaryota, Viridiplantae, Streptophyta, Magnoliopsida, Fabales, Fabaceae. Gene Ontology annotation, molecular function: protein binding. The record is from RefSeq and is a predicted model, not a curated record.
AAAAAAUGAACUGAAAUUGGUUCCCUCCUCUAUUCCUUUCUAUGCAAACACGACACAUCCCAGCCAGCCACCGAAAUCUCACCAGCAGAACCAUGAAACCAAAACGCAUCCUUGCCCCUCCUCGUACCAGGUUCUCUGCUCCGACCAGUGUAUCUGCUUCUUCUUCAACGCCCCAUGUAGAAUCCCAGCGUAACAAACCCAAUCCUCCUCUGUUGCUUUCUGUAGCCGUUUCUCUCUUUCAGCGUGCCAUUCAGGACCCUGAUUCAUUGCCCUCAGUAUCAGCCUGCAACUCCCUCAUAGAUAAUCUCCGAAAGGCAAGACACUAUGAUCUUCUCUUGUCCGUUUAUUCUAUGAUGGUUGCCGCUUCUGUUUUGCCUGCUUUUACUUCCUUGAGUGCUUUGGUUGAAAGUUUUGUGAAGACCCACCAGCCAAAUUUUGCGUUUGGGGUACUGGGUUUGAUGAUGAAGCGUGGUUUUGAGGUUAAUGUGUAUAACGCGAAGCUUGUGUUGAAGGGUUUUUGUCAAAGUGGUGACUAUGACAGGGCCAUGGUUUUGGUUUGCCAAAUGAGGAGGAAUUGUGUUUUGCCUGAUGUCUUUAGUUACAAUACCCUUAUAAAUGGACUUUGUAAAGCUAAGAGAUUGGUAGAAGCUAGGGGUUUGUUUGAGGCCAUGAAGGCCGGGGAGUGCCGGCCGAACUUGGUGACUUUUAGUGUUUUGAUUAAUUGUCUUUGUAAGAAUGGGGCGGUUAAGGAGGGUUUGGAUUUGUUCGAGGAGAUGAAGAAGACUGGUUUGGAUGCAGAUGUGGUUGUGUAUAGUGCUCUCAUUAGUGCCUUUUGUAACAGUGGUGACAUUGAGAGGGUUAAAGAACUCUUUAAUGAGAUGUUGGAAAAGAAUGUUGCUCCCAAUGUGGUUACUUAUAGUUGUUUGAUGCAAGGUCUUUGCAAGAAAGGGAAGUUGGAAGAAGCCUCCAAAAUGUUGAAUGAUAUGACGACCAGGGGAGUUCAUCCUGAUGUUGUUGCUUAUACAAUUUUAGCUGAUGGGCUUGGCAAAAAUGGGAGGGCAUCCGAUGCAUUGAAAGUGUUGGACUUGAUGGUACAAAAGGGGAAAGAGCCAAAUGCUUUAACAUACAAUGUCAUUGUUAAUGGACUUUGUAAGGAAGGUCGGGUAGAUGAUGCGCUCGGGAUUCUAGAAAUGAUGGUAAAGAAGGGGAGGAAACCUGAUGUGUUUACCUACAGCACAUUAUUGAAAGGACUAUGUGGCGUUGGCAAAAUUGAUGAGGCAAUGGACCUUUGGAAGUUGUUGUUGAGCAAAGAAUUCCAUAUGAAGCCUGAUGUCUACACGUUUAAUCUUCUAAUCCAGGGACUUUGCAAGGAGCGGCGUCUUGAUGAUGCUGUAGGGAUCUAUUCUACCAUGGUUAAAAGGGGGUUCCCUUGUAACAUAGUAACUUACAAUAUUUUGAUUCAUGGUUAUCUAAAUGCUGGAAAGCUUACUAAGGCAUUGGAACUAUGGAAAUCUGCAGUAGACUUGAAAUUUUCCCCUAAUUCAGUGACCUAUAGUGUCAUGAUUAGUGGUCUUUGCAAAAUGCAGAUGCUUCGUUUCGCAAGAGGGCUUUUCGUUAAAAGAAGAUAUUCUAGGAUUAGACCCACAGUAAUUGAUUACAAUGCACUAAUGGCAUCGUUGUGUAGAGAAGGUAGUUUGAAGCAGGCUAGGGAUUUGUUUCAAGAAAUGAGAAAUGUGAACUGUGAUCCUGAUGUUGUCUCCUUUAAUAUAAUAAUUGAUGGAAUCCUCAAAGGAGGAGAUGUUGAAUCUGCCAAGGAAUUGCUAUUAGGAAUGCUUAACAUGGAUUUGGUCCCUGAUGCUUUUACCUUUACUAUAUUAAUAAAUAGGUUCUUCAAGCUUGGGAAGUUGGAUGAGGCUAUGUCUCUCUAUGAGAGAAUGGUCUCUUGUGGCCAUGUACCAGAUGCUGUUCUGUUUGAUUCUUUGCUAAAAGGCUAUAGUGUGAUCGGAGAGACAGAAAAAAUCAUUUCAUUGCUUCAACAAAUGGGUGACAAGGGUGUUGUUCUGAACUCAAGAUUAACUUCUACCAUCUUGGCUUGUCUUUGUAACAUCACAGAAGAUCUUGAUAUAAAGAAGAUUCUCCCAAAUUUUUCGCAACAUACAUCUAAAGGAGCAAACAUUAAAUGCAAUGAACUAUUGAUGAGACUGAAUAAGGUUCAUCCAGAGCUUCAAUUAUUUGCUGCGGGAUAGCUUUUGUUUUAAAAGAAGUGAUGUCGUGGCACUUUUAAUUGCUGUGUCUAAUGCUAGCGCAGACUUGUUCAGUCUUGGUUUUGAUCAGACCAAAAUUUCAGAUUUAGGAGAUUCAGAAGCGGUCAUUGCGGAUGGAGGUCACAAGAAGAAUGAAAGUCCAUUAUCUUGACAACCUUUAAAUUGUCAUCAAUUGUAGGAGGAGAGCAGUCACACCAUGGAAACGAGAAGAGACGAGGAGGAAAAUGAAUGUGUGAGAAAACAGCGGUUGAAAUUGUGGAACAACAAGGAAAUAGGGAUUUACUAAAGGGAGGCAAGUUCGUACCAGAGGUGGGGAGGAGGAUGACGUCAGGCUCAAAGGAGGCACGUGAGGGUUUUUUGGAAUUUGUUAAUCUUAGCCAUUAAUCUUAAUCCAAGGGUUAGAAAUUGCCCCUCUCACUCUCGCAUAAAAAACCUCCCUUUCACUAGAUAUGCUCCCUAUACAUAAGAUGAUGACUUUGAUAUAUGAUUAGGUCUAAAUAGAUCAUAUAGAUGUGGAAAAAGUUGCGGAGUGAGUUGGGUUCACUAUCUCGGGGCCAUCACUGUUCUUGGACGAGGAAGACAAUAAUUUCUGUAGCCUUUAAGCUAACAUUGGUAGCAGGUAUUCAAUGAUAGCUGCUCAGUGGCCAGAAAGGACUGACAAUGAUAUCAAGAUCUACUGGAACGCCAAACUAAAGAAGAAGCUCAUGGAUUUGUUUCCUGCAUCUUAUUAGAUGAAACAAACUUAUCGGUCUCUCCUCAAAACCCACUAUUUCCUUCUCAUUAUAGAGACUAUUGCAGCCCAACAGAAACCAUGUCUUCAAGUGGCCUUGGACCGGUCUCCGAUCCUUCAAGUGUUUAGACGGGCACAAGAUGCAAUAUUUUGAAGUGAAGGACGUUGCAGUUUGAUAGGUUGCUGUGUGAACAGUACCUGGGUUGCUUUAAUUUAAAUUAAGUCAGUUAUGGACAGUUUGUGUUAGUUAUUAGUUACUACUUACUAGUUGUGGGUAGUUUUAUGAUUACAGCAGUUAGGUAAUUGCUAUGGUUUGAACUUAAAUUUAAAUUAUACAGGAGUAGUUAUAAAUAAGAGUUGUAUCUUCUGUUAGGAUUCAUUCAGAAGUUGUGAGUUUAAUGGGGAGAGACUGGACUCUCGAAAUUCCAGAAUCUACUUGAGAAAGACUGGCUCUCGAACACGAAUGUUGUAUACUUAUUCUAUAAAUAAAUUCUGUUCUUAUCACAGUUCA